AUGACUGACGAGUUUGCAUCACUCUUUGCAGCGCGUGCGGUGGCCAGGAUAUCGGAUCCAGCUGAGAUGAUUUUGGCUUUUGAUGACAAUGAGGAGUUAGAUGAGGGGGGUGGUGAUGGAGGAGGAGAUGAUGGCGGAGAUGGCAGAGGAGGUGGCCGAGCGCAUCAGCAUCAGAUUACUCAGCUGACCAUAGAGCAUGAUACUGAGAUAGAGCAGCGGGGUCGAGCAGAGGAGCUUGCAGUGAGUUUGCAGAGAGCUGCAGCAGAUUCAUCAACUGGGGUCAUUGGAGUGGAUGGAAAGAUAGGAGGUUCAUUGAAUGGGAUAGAUGGAGUGGAUGGAAGGAUGGGAGGUUCUUCAACUAGGGUAGAUGGAGUGGAAAGAAGGAUGGGAGGAUCUUCAAUUGGGGUCAAUGGAGUGGAUAGAAGGAUAGGAGGCUCUUCAAAGGGGAUGGAUGGAGUGGAUGUAAGGAUGCAAGGUUCUUCAACUAGGGUAAAUGGAGUGGAAGGAAAUAUGGGAGGCUCUUUGAUUACGGUAGAUGGAGUGGAAGGAAGGAUGAGAGGUUCUUUGAUUUGGCUAGAUGGAGUGGAAGGAAGGAUGGGAGGUUCAUGGGAUUGA
Messenger RNA from Cryptomeria japonica (Japanese cedar), 615 nucleotides. RefSeq lists its product as uncharacterized. Lineage: Eukaryota; Viridiplantae; Streptophyta; Pinopsida; Cupressales; Cupressaceae. The transcript has 3 exons. The record is from RefSeq and is a predicted model, not a curated record. The coding region runs from base 1 to 615 and encodes 204 amino acids.